CCACGCAAACUCUCUGGGGAUAAUAAACAAACACUUUGAAUUCAUUCUUUUCUCCACACACUCACUUCAUUCCGAUCUCUUCAAUUCCAUGGCCAUGGCAGCCCAAGCCUCUCUCUUCGCCUCGCCGCUCUCCGCCGCCAAGCCCGCAGCCGACCGCGUGGCGGCGCCCUGGAAGCAGUCCCUCCACUGCUUCUCCGUCGUCCCCAGGGGCCUGAACAAGCCCGCCGCCGCGUGCCGCCCCAUCCGAGCCAUGGCGGAGGAAACCACGGAAACGCCCACCAAAGAGGCCCCCGUGGGAUUCACCCCGCCGACCCUAGACCCCAACACCCCGUCCCCCAUCUUCGGUGGCAGCACCGGCGGACUCCUCCGCAAAGCCCAGGUCGAGGAGUUCUACGUCAUCACGUGGACCUCCCCGAAGGAGCAGAUCUUCGAGAUGCCCACAGGCGGCGCCGCAAUCAUGAGGGAAGGGCCCAACCUGCUGAAAUUAGCGAGGAAAGAGCAGUGUUUGGCACUGGGUACACGGCUGAGAUCCAAGUACAAGAUCAACUACCAAUUCUACAGGGUUUUCCCUAACGGCGAGGUCCAAUACUUGCACCCCAAGGACGGAGUUUACCCGGAGAAGGUGAACGCCGGGCGUGAAGGGGUCGGACAGAACAUGAGGUCCAUCGGAAAGAAUAUCAGCCCGAUUGAGGUGAAGUUCACCGGAAAACAGGUCUACGAUUUGUGAGCUGCGCUUCCUUUUGCUUCACUGCAAAAUGUAAUGUAUGUCCAUUUCUGAUCAUCUAAAUUUACUCCUUUCUUCGCUGUAAUUUUAUGCUAUAUUUGAAACCAAAACAAUAUGGAUUUUAUAUGCA
This is a messenger RNA of Ipomoea triloba (trilobed morning glory), 854 nucleotides long. RefSeq names its product photosystem I reaction center subunit II, chloroplastic-like. NCBI's taxonomy places the organism in Eukaryota, Viridiplantae, Streptophyta, Magnoliopsida, Solanales, Convolvulaceae. The transcript has a single exon. Gene Ontology annotation, cellular component: photosystem I; photosystem I reaction center. Bases 89 to 727 code for a protein of 212 amino acids. The record is from RefSeq and is a predicted model, not a curated record. Gene Ontology annotation, biological process: photosynthesis.